AUGGCUCAAAAAUGCGUACACCAAGGGUGUGCGAAGGUCUACACGGACUCUGAAGAGGAGUGUCUCUACCACCCAGGACCGCCCAUCUUCCAUGAGGGACAGAAAGGCUGGAAGUGCUGCAAGCCCAGAGUCCUCACCUUCGACGAAUUCCUCUCCAUCCCCCCCUGCACCACCGGCAAGCAUUCCACCACCGACCUCCCUCCCACGAUCGAGAAGAAGCAAGGCGAAGCUCUAGACGUCCCUGCUCCAACCAGCGAUCCAAACAGACCUGCCCCUGAACCCUCUCGUGGCCCGGUCUCAGCUCCGCAAGCUACAGCUACCCCGCCACCACCCCCACCAGAGUCCGAAGACGACGAGCCCAGCCUAGAGAUCCCCGCCGGAAAGCUCUGCAGACGGAAGGCAUGUGGUCAGUCAUAUAAUGGGGAAGGAAGAGAAGGCGAGAAAUGCGUCUUCCAUCCCGGCGUGCCAAUUUUCCACGAGGGUAGUAAGGGCUAUACGUGCUGCAAGCGGAGGGUUCUGGAAUUUGAUGAGUUUAUGAGAAUUGAAGGGUGUGAGACGAAGGAUAGACACUUGUUUGUUGGCAGUGGCAAGAAGAAAGGUGGAAAUUCUGAGGGUGAGGAGGUCCUAGAGACUGUUAGACACGACUUUUACCAAACGCCUACCACAGCAAUCGCCUCCUUUUUCCUUAAGAAAAUCAACAAAGAAAAUGCCAAGAUUGAGUUCUCCUCGUCCGAGAUCUCCCUGGACCUCGUUACCACGGAUGCCACCCCGAAGCGCUACAAAUCCGUUAUCCCCCUGUUCGGUACGAUCGAUACAGCGGCCUCGACUUUUAAGAUACUGGGCACCAAGCUGGAGGUUACAUUUGUGAAAGCAGAUGGUAGUUCGUGGCCGGUCUUGAGAAGUGAUGAGGCUCGAACGGGCGAAAUUAUCCAGAUCGGGAAAGCUGGUAGAGCUUUGUGA
Messenger RNA from Drepanopeziza brunnea f. sp. 'multigermtubi' MB_m1, 960 nucleotides. RefSeq lists its product as uncharacterized. The record is from RefSeq and is a predicted model, not a curated record. Lineage: Eukaryota; Fungi; Ascomycota; Leotiomycetes; Helotiales; Drepanopezizaceae.